GAUGCGGAUGCUCUAGUUUCUUGCUUCAGAUAUCACAACAGCGAAAUCGUUGCUUAGUCACUUUGGGAACCGGACAGACGACACAUCGCAGAGCGCGAUUUCAUUUCUCAUUCUUUUAUUUUUGUAAAGGAUUUAUAUCUCCUUUGUUUUGUGUCCUGUUGUGUGUGCUCCAUCAUGGCUGUGGUCAUCCGAUUACAGGGACUCAGAAUCACGGCUGGUUCUGAGGACAUUCGCAAUUUCUUCACUGGGCUCAGAAUCCCUGAUGGUGGGGUUCAUAUAGUUGGUGGGGAGCUUGAGGAAGCUUUCAUAAUCUUUGCAUCUGAUGAAGAUGCGAGAAGAGCGAUGACCCGCUCGGGGGGCUGCAUUAAGGGCUCUCCUGUCAACUUGCUCCUGAGUAGCAAGUCAGAAAUGCAGAGUGUUCUCGAGGAAAGCACUAAAAGGCCUGAGUUAAAAAGCAGGGGCAUGUACAAGGAGGUUGUCAAAAGUCCUUCUGCGGAACGAGGUCCUAUACCAUUCAAUAAGGACCCAAGAGUAGACAUACGAAGGUCGGAUCAUCAAGAAAUGAGGAACAGGCCUUCUCUAUCUUCAUUCAGUGAGACACGGCACCAGAGAGAAGGGAGUGUGUCAGAGAGAGAUGAGGUUUAUCUGAAAUUGACAGGGAUGCCGUUCUCUGCGACAAAAGACAACGUCUAUACCUUUUUCAGUGGGUUACAGAUUGAUGACAUUAUGUUUUUGAGAAACCCCAGAGGACAGUUCAGCGGCCAUAGUAUUGUGCGCUUCGCUACCAAACAGGAUACAGUUGAAGGUCUAAAGAGGGAUCGACAAUACAUGGGACCACGGUAUAUCCAACUAACAAGAUGCUCCGAGGAGCAGUGGCUGGCAGAAGGAGGACUCGUUAAACCAGACAGUCGGAAAAGAGCGUCCCUAGAGCGAGCGAGGUCUCGAUCUCGAUCUCCCAUUUCCUACAAGUCAAGAUCACGAUCGCCCUCUCAUGAAGAAUACUGUGUCAUGUUUGAGAACUUGCCUUACCUGGUUGAAAAGAGAGAUUUGAGAGUGUUACUUCACCCGGUUUCUUUGAAAGAUGAUCAGAUUAUUAUCUUUGCUCAAAAAAAGGAUGAUAGGACCAGAUCAGCUGUUGUGGUGUUUAGAAGUCUCACAGACUAUUGUGCUGGUUUGGCUCAUAAUAAGGAAAUGUUGAUGAACAAGGUAGUGUACGUGUCACCCAUCUCCAAGGAGAAAAUGGUCACCUUGUUGGAAUCAUCUGUUGACUCAAGAGACAAGGGAAAAGAGUCGAGACGUUCCACAGAAAGGCCCCAGUCUCAACGAAACAAUCCUGACUCGCAGUUGAGGUGUCUCUACGUGCGCAAUCUCCCAUUUGACGUCCGUAAGGUGGAGAUCAUGGACUUCUUUCAUGGCUAUCCACUCUCAGAGGAUAGGGUUGUCUUAUUGCGAGACGAAAGAGGAGCUGGGCUCGGUGAGGCUUUGGUGAUUUUCCAAUCUGAGAAGGAGGCCAUGACGGCACAGUCCCUAAACGGACAGAGGUUUCUUGGAUCGGAAGUCAUGCUUAAGUGCAUAACGAUUGGCCAGAUGCAGAAGUUUGGCGUCAAUGACCAGUUGAUGGAUAGCCCACAAGAAAGGAACUUCCAGAGGACCGAAGUUUUCAACGAUGGUCCUCAUUUUUCGAACACUUCGAUGCCCCGAGAUGAUUGUGUGAUGCCGCCUAAUUUGCACCAGGGUUAUGGAGGUCAUGAUCACUUUGAGCCUAAUUUUGGCCGCAAUGAUGCAUUUGGGCCGGGACCGGAUGGUAAUGGACGUCAUUGUUAUGGAUCACCUGACCAACAACUCGACGGUCCGAUUUGUCUGAAAUUGGUCAAUCUACCUUCUCAGAUAAGGAUCGAUGAGAUUUAUGACUUCUUCUAUGGAUACAGAGUGAUUCCAGGUUCUGCCUCGUUGCUUUAUGAUAGAAAUGGAGCUCCCAUACGGUCAGCAACGGUAGCUUUCGAAACACACAGAGAGGCGCUCACUGCUCUUCAAGAAUUAAAUGGACGACCAAUUGGCACCAGAAAAAUUCAGAUUUUGUUUAUGUAGCUAUGCUUUUAGACUACAGUCUUCUUACUCAAUUUCCUUUUUUUAAAGUUGUAUGUGCUUUUUCACUGAUUAACAAGUGAAGAAUUAAUUUUUUUCUUGUUUUUCAUAAAUCUGCAGAUGAAACACUGCUUUAAUUUAGAUCCAUAUUUGAUAUCUUAACUGUUUGAAAAUAGUGCAUUUGUAUGCAUGUCAGUGACAGUAUCUAGACUCAGUAUUAUUCGUGCUGUUGAUUGUUCCCCCAGAGUAAUGACUACAAUUUGAGAUUUCACUAAAUAUGUCACCAGUAUAUUUAGUUUUUAGAUAAAAUCAGAUCUAAACAAAUCUUCUUAACAUUGUGAAAUUGUAAAUUUCUUUCUACAACCAGUUGAAUUGUCAGUUCAUGUUUAAUGCUAUUAAAGGCAUCCGCUUGUUCUUCUGA
Molecule: messenger RNA, 2506 nt
Organism: Carassius carassius (crucian carp)
Lineage: Eukaryota; Metazoa; Chordata; Actinopteri; Cypriniformes; Cyprinidae
Gene: rbm12bb
Product: RNA binding motif protein 12Bb
Exons: 2
Coding region: 175-2088 (637 amino acids)
Biological process (GO): regulation of RNA splicing
Cellular component (GO): nucleoplasm; ribonucleoprotein complex
Molecular function (GO): RNA binding
Source: RefSeq, a predicted model, not a curated record